Messenger RNA from Nasonia vitripennis (jewel wasp), 2421 nucleotides. It is a transcript of the gene Larp7, whose product is annotated as la-related protein 7. The record is from RefSeq and is a predicted model, not a curated record. Gene Ontology annotation, molecular function: mRNA binding. Gene Ontology annotation, biological process: RNA processing. Lineage: Eukaryota; Metazoa; Arthropoda; Insecta; Hymenoptera; Pteromalidae. Gene Ontology annotation, cellular component: nucleus. The transcript is spliced from 6 exons. The coding region runs from base 402 to 2318 and encodes 638 amino acids.
UUGACACUUAGGUUAGGGCGGUCUUAAAGGGCAGUUUUUACUACGAGAGUUUUGUUGUACAGCUUCGGUGUCAGCCUUCUGAUUGGUCAAUAUCUACUUGCGGAAACGUUGGAAAUCGACGUUGUCUCAGCUCAAAACACGCGCAUUCGUCUAUACGUAUACAGUUCAGUCGAGUCAAGUUUACACACAAUACGGAAUUUGGCUGUUGCCGGUAUUUUCUCGUUUUGACAAUGACGAAAUAUAUUAACAGAUAUAUAUAUAUAUAUAUUUAUUUAUGUUAAAAGAAUGUUGAUUGACAAUAACAAUUCGUGAUUGGUAUAAAAUUUAGUUCCCUUGAUUUUAAUUAUAACUAUACAGAUAUUCAGAGGAUACUUGCUAGUAGUUAAAAAUCUACAGUUAAGAUGGUUUCUGAGGAACAGAAUUCUGACAUUGAGCUUGCUUCUGAGGUAAUACCAGUGCCUCAAGUCCAUCAGCCUGAGGUCGAGGCUCCUGUCCCAAAAGACACAAAUGAGACCAAUCAAAAAGCAAAUGACAUUCCACAUGGUAAACCAAGACUAAGAAAAAAGGCAUUUCAUGCUGCCAUUCUUAAACAAAUGGAAUUUUACUUUGGUGAUUCCAAUCUAAGUAAAGAUAGGUUUCUUUCGGAACUAAUAAAAGAAUGUCCAGACGUACCUCUGGAUACAUUUAUAAAAUUUAAUAAAAUUAGAUCACUCACUACUGAUAUUGGUAGAAUAGCCAAAGCACUGAGUAAAUCUACAAUGUUGCAAGUGUCUGAAAAUGGUAAAACAGUUCGGCGCAUAACACCAAUAGUGGAAAAACAGAAUAUUGAUGAAUGUACAGUGUAUGUUCAAAGGCUGCCAUCUGAUGCUGAUCAUGAAUGGCUAAGUUCUCUGUUUUCAGAGUAUGGACCGGUAGCAUACGUUUCUAUUCCAAAGUUUAAAGCUACUCAAAAGAUAAAAGGUUUUGCUUUUGUUGAAUUUGAAACACCCGAGGGUGCGAAAAAAUGCUUAAAAGCUUUUCGAGCAAAGGGUUGUGAAUUACCAUCUCAAACAUCUCCAACAGAGGUAUUAAGCAUUACAACAUUUGCUGAAGAAGAAAAAGAAGAACAAAAUGGUCCUCAAAACUCUGAAAAUGCAGAUAAUACUGAUAGAAAACAGAAAAUUGAAAAAUCUGUUGAUCCUGAUGAGCCAAAAGCUAAAAAACGAGGAGAAUCUUUAAAAUCUGAUGUAAAUAAAGAAUUUGUAAAUAAUGACGAAAAAUCAAGAGUCUGUUUAUCUGAUUCGAAUGCACAGAAAGAAGAAAAGCGGGGCAAAAAACGUAAAAACAAACUUUCUGCAGAAGAAGCACAAAUUUCAGAAACUGAGCUGCAAAACGUUUCUGAAAUAAAGAUAAAAAAACAAAAGACAGCAGAGUCAGAAGCUGAAACUGAAUCAGAAAAUUCUAGUAAAAAUGAAAUAAACAAGGAUGGUAAAAAACGAAAGAAAAUAAAGGUUGAAGUUGAAUCAGAGUCUGAAAACUUGAUCGAAAAUGAGAUCGACAAAGAAGAGAGUAGCAAAAAAAGAAAGAAACCAAAAAUAGAUGUGCCUAAGAUAGUAAUAGAAAGUGUUGACACAGAAAAUGAGGAUGUUAAAAAAGAAGAAAAUGAAGAAGUUGUAGAGUCUACGAAUGAUGAAGGUGUACCUGAAAAGAAAAAGAAAAAAAAAAGGAAAAGGAAGCACCAUGCUUCCUAUGAAGUAUUACAAACUGUGGAUAUGGGUCUUCAAGUAAUGGGCAAGAAAGAUUGGAAAAAACUGCGAAAUAAGUAUUUGGAGCUACAGAGAGCCAAAAUGAAACAAUUAAAACAAAAUAUAAAAAGAGCAAGAUGGAAUCAGUGGGGUGAUAAAGGUAAAAUGGAAACUGAACAAGAAGAAACUACUGGAACUAAAAAAGAAAAUACAGCUUCAGGUUUAGAAUUCAUACCAAAUGUUAUAGUCAAGAUUGAACUUAAUGAACCAUGUAUAGAUCCAAAAAGCUUCAAGGCUGAAUUAAAGAGUAAUAGCAGCAACAUUAAAUAUGUUGACGUUAAAGAGGGUUCACAUGAAGCCUACGUACGAUGUGAUUCAUCUGAAGCUGCAGCAGCACUAGCUCAAAAGAGCAAUGAAGAAAAGAAUCUUAGAGUCUUGACUGGUGAUGAAGAGCUAUAUUACUGGGACAAAAUUACAAGGGAUCGGGAAGAAAAGAUUGGUAACAAAGUUCGUGUGAACCAAAGGGGUCGUAAUAAAUUGCUGAAAAAGGCAGAGAAGGAGUUGGGAAAGCACAUCAAAUUUGACGAGGUUUGAAAUUACAAAAUUAUAAAUAGUUUACGAAAAAAUGUGUAUUAUAUUUCAUUUAACUCGUCAAGCAUAAUAAAUUAUAUCAUGCUAUGAUGAUAAUUUUUAUUAA